AAUUAAAAAAAUCCAGUUUGUUUAUUUAUCUCCUUUCGUUUUUUAGGUGAAGAAUAGGAAAAAAGUAAAAAAUAAAAAAUAAGAAAAUGUUUGCCCAAGUUCCACCGAGUUCAAAUUCAGGUCCCUCAAAUAGACCUGAAUUGUACGAGGAAGUGAAGUUAUACAAAAAUGCAAGAGAGAGAGAAAACUAUGACAAUAUGGCUGAUUUGUAUGCAGUCAUAAACACGUUACAAAGUUUGGAAAAGGCUUAUGUGAAAGAUGCUAUACAUCCAAAAGAAUAUACAGGGGCUUGUUCUAAGUUACUUGUUCAGUUUAAAGCAGCCUUUAGGCAAGUUGCCAAAGACUUCCCCGAUGUUGAAGCCUUUAUGAAGAAGUACAGGCUUGACUGUCCACUGGCAUUAGAACGAAUAAGGGAAGAUCGACCAAUCACAAUAAAGGAUGACAAAGGAAACACCAGUAAAUGUAUUGCAGAUAUUGUAUCGUUAUAUAUAACAGUGAUGGAUAAGCUUAGAUUGGAAAUCAGAGCUAUGGAUGAGAUACAGCCAGAUCUACGAGAGUUAAUGGAUGCUAUGUGUAGGUUGAGUAUAUUGUCUCAAGACUUUGAGGGUAAACAGAAGGUUCAAACAUGGUUGGACAAAUUCAGUAGUAUGUCAGCGUCAGAAGAGUUAGAUGAUACACAAGUGCGACAAAUGUUGUUUGAUCUCGAAUCUGCGUACAAUGCUUUCAAUAAAGUUCUGCAUGAUAACUAAAUCAAUAUCAUUAUAUAUACAUCAUGUUUUCAAUGUACUGAAUGUAAGGCAAAUUAAGCUACUGUUUUAAAAACUCUAUAGAUGUGACAAAUAAAGUGCAAGACUGAUGUGACAAAUGAGGUGCAAGAGUUAUACUUGUGAAAUGUGUUCACAAUUAGAUAUAUCAGAUUUCAUUUUUGGUAAAAAAAAGUCAACACUUCUAAAAUGUUUUACAAAUAAUUUUCUUACAUAUAAGACUUGUUGGUUCAUUUGCUUUUAGAAAUUGGUUUCAUUAAAAAAAGAAACUUGAAAAGCAUGUUUAUUUUUUUUUUAAUUUCAACUACUUUUGUGAUGGAUAUAUAACAGUUAUACAAGUGCAUCUAACAGUAUAUAUUGUUUUUAAGUUUUCAUUCAUUAAAAUGCUGUGCAUUUUCUAUUUUAUAGCGAUUAUGUUUAAAUGUAAAAAAUGUAAAUAUUUCUGUGUAAAUUAUUUUUUGUUACUGUGAUGUAAUUGAUUAUAAUAAAUGUGUUAAGAAUUA
This is a messenger RNA of Ruditapes philippinarum (Manila clam), 1267 nucleotides long. Its product is annotated as vacuolar protein sorting-associated protein 28 homolog. Gene Ontology annotation, molecular function: protein-containing complex binding. Lineage: Eukaryota; Metazoa; Mollusca; Bivalvia; Venerida; Veneridae. The transcript is spliced from 9 exons. The record is from RefSeq and is a predicted model, not a curated record. Gene Ontology annotation, biological process: protein transport to vacuole involved in ubiquitin-dependent protein catabolic process via the multivesicular body sorting pathway. Bases 87 to 749 code for a protein of 220 amino acids. Gene Ontology annotation, cellular component: ESCRT I complex.